GGCCAGCGGCCGUGUGUACGGCCCGGCCCCAGGCCCGUCAGACGGGCCGACGUCGCCAUCCUGGCUGGACGAAGAUGUGACCCGCGGCCCGCGACACGGACACGAUGGAGUGGCUCACGGCUGCUGUUUGCCUGGGGCUCGCCGCCGCGCCCCUGCCGUCCUCCGCGGCGCCCAAACAGAAGAGCAACCCCUACUUCCACACGUGUCGGUACCGGGCCAGGUACUGGGAUGACUGCGUGCAGACCGUCGCCCAGGAGUUGCGGCCACUGUUUGCAGAAGGAGUCCCGGAGCUUGGAGUGCGACCGAUUGACCCGCUGUUUGUUGACACUUUCAACUUUAGCGAGGUUAGCGGCAAGUUUCGAGUCCACCUGCGGAUGAGCAACGUCACCAUGGAGGGUCUAUCGGACUACUACGUGACGGGUGUAAGGAGCAAUCUACAGGAGCUGAGUAUGGAGAUCAGGCUGAGGGUGCCCAGUCUCACCUUUCGCGCGCACUACCACAUGGAUGGCCGCUUUCUGUUCCUGGCCCUGUCGGGUGGAGGGACAUGCCAAUACAAUUUCACGGAUGUGGACAACAAGGUAGCAGUGCAGGGCCACCUGGUGCGACGGGUGUCAGACGACGCCCUUCACUUCCGAGUGAACACGCUGCAGUGGACCAUGCUGCCCUCCAAGGGUUCGUCGCACUUCUCCGCUCCGGAGGGGGACUCGUCUGUCUACAGCCACGCCACGUGCCGGCUGCUCAACGACCACGGCGAGGAGGGCUGGCGCUCCUUCCAGGGCGCGGCCGAGCAGGCCUUCGCCGAGGUGUUCCGGGAGCGCAUCAAUCGGCUCAUGAUGAACAUCCCCUACCGUGACCUCUUCCCACCGGGCGUGCUGCCGCUGCAUCUCCUCGAGCUGCCUAUGGCGGACAACGUGGCCGACGAGUACCCGCCCCUGUACUGGACGCGCCCGAGCACCACGACCACGUCGACCACCACGACCACGUCGACGACCACGACCACGUCCACCACCACCGCGCCCACCACCACGUCUACCACCACCGCAUCGACCACCACCGCGCCGACCACUACGACCACGUCACAACCUGCGACAGCGACCACUACUUUUGAGGUGACGCAAGGCUUUGACGAGAGAAUAGAGUACACAACUCAGGAUGUCGAGAAGCCGGCAACUGAAGUAUUCUCGGGCGAGCCACCAGUGGUGGUGGCCUCCACCGCGCGCACGGCCCCAGAGAGCCCCGCCGAGCAGGACGCACCCGACCUCGCACCCGACGCUCCGGGUAGCGGGUCCAUCGCCACUCCGGAGUUUAUCAUGGAAUCCGCCGCGGCCGACGACGCUCAGCAGCCCGGGCACACCGACGUUUUGGAUGAUGUUAUCCGGGUGACAGCAGAUUUGCUGCACAACGAUAGCGCCAGUCUGGAUUCCGAGAACGCGGCCGCGCCUGCGGUUGCCGGCGGUGCGGUGACGGCGGACGUGGUGACCCCCGCGCCGGUGGAGGGCGAGGGGCGGCCUGCGCAUCGCGCGGAGCCGGAGAGCGGAGCCGACCAGAACCAGAACCAAGAAGGUGCCACUGCUUCUGCCGCUGCUGGCGCGGUGCCAUGGCAGGACCGGCAGGACUCGGCGCAGGGCGAGGCGCGAGGGACCCAGCCGGAGGGCGUUAACGGCGUCGUAAAAGAAGACGAACAGCGGGACGUCGGCGCCCCGCCCAGGACUGACCUUGGGGAGGCUGACAAUGAGGACCGCAUCGCCUCCUUCGACACCGCCUUCACACUGGACGACAUCGCGGACACGGCGAGAGCCUCGUCUACCCCGAGCGUGCUGCCUGUCGACGUGUACAUCGGCGGCCUCCGAGUGGGUCAACGCGAAGUGUACACUGUCGUUGGCGCGAACGAGACGCCACCAGACCAGGAGAAGGGGGAGGAGGGAGUUGUCGGGGCUAGCGGAGGUUCGGACACCACAGCUGAUGCGAUCACCCCUUGGUCCAGACCAGAUGGCAAGCAAAUGAACCAGGUCGUGGCGCUGGCCGGAGACCCGAGCGGCCUCACCGACGAGGUGGGCUCGAGCGACCGAUCCGCGCUGACUGACAUGGCAUCGAUGUCCACCGAACUGCCCGCCAUGGAGGUUGAGGAGGCCACCGAGGCGGACAACUCUAUACCUGACGAGGACGACGACGACCAGCCGCUGCCGCUGUCAAGCCGGGACGAGCGGGAAGCCUCCCCGGCGACCUCGGUGGCGGACGUCACUGGAAAUACGACAGCGACGAUGACGGUCGAGGACUCCUCGCCGCUCGCCACGCUCGGCCAGGUCGUAAGCGCAAUCGCAAAGGACUUGAUCGCGGAAGUGUCUGAGGCGUUCGGUGCCGUGAGCGCCCCCGCGGGGGUGGGCGAGCAGGUCGAGCAGCGGGGGGCGGAGGCGCCGGCGAACUCCUCGUCCAGGGGAUGAUGCGCCAGCGCCGCGCAUGACGCGCUCACGGCGCACACGGUCAGGGUCAGCGGCGGCGGUGACGACGUGGGAACAUCUCCUUCCGCAGUGCUGCCGGCGCGACGUCGAGCCGCGGGGAGUGCGCCUGACCCAGUGCAUCCAAGCGCACUGCAAAAAGUGUCUCCAGCCCUCGCACAUAGCGCAGCGAGCCAGCAAUCAUAAUGGCUUCUCUUGUACACUGGAAGAAAGGGUUGUCCUUUUUGACGAUUAUUGUUUCUAACUGAUUAUAUUUGAAACAUUUCUGAAUUUCUGAAAACAAAAACAUGUUUAGAAGUGUUAAUGAACUAUCUGGAAGUUUCCGUCCCAUUCGGACUGCAAAUCGUACGUUCAGUGACGACCAUUCUGCAUAGAAUUGUGUCAGAUUUUUGUCAUACGUCUUUGGUAAUUUUAUGACCGAAACUUUUACAAGUGUACAUGAUGUUAAUAUCUCCCAGAGAUGUGCCCAUAUGGGCGCGUGAAUGUGUGGCCGCGUGUGCGUGUGUGUGCGAGCGGGUGUUUGUCGCGACAGCCUCAGUGAACUAAAGUGCGAUGCGAGAUUAUAGCAGGUGCCUCAAGCCAGUGCCCAACGUCUUGGAGGUUCUAGUCUCAUGUUUAGUAAUCACUUACCUAUUAUUUUUUUUUUUUACUUGAAUGUGAUACCGCCUUAAACUUAAGUUAUUCUCUGUAAGUAGCUUCGCGCGGUCGCCAUAAUCAUCCAGGUUCUACAGUUAAAUGACAGAUAUGAGACUUGUGUAACGUGCCAUAAUAUAUGAAGCGUUCUCGCAGCGUGGGGAAUGAUGUACAUAUAAAAACUACCCCUAAGUCAGACAAUAAAAAACUGAAUAGAAAUGA
Molecule: messenger RNA, 3311 nt
Organism: Frankliniella occidentalis (western flower thrips)
Lineage: Eukaryota; Metazoa; Arthropoda; Insecta; Thysanoptera; Thripidae
Product: mucin-19-like
Exons: 6
Coding region: 105-2441 (778 amino acids)
Source: RefSeq, a predicted model, not a curated record